CCUCAACUCAAGCAGCUUUGGCCUUUACCUAUCAAUCUAUAUCAUAACUUGAAACAAAUCGAAAUACACUCACCUCAGGUUCUUACCUUCCGCUACGAUGAAGUCCUCCAUUAUCACUGCCCUCGUCGGCGGCAUCAUUGCACAACGUGCUGCCGCCACCCCUGCGGACGAACUCUUCGCACGUCAAGCCGGUUGCAACCGUGACAACUGCUUCCGCGCGCUUCUCGGCUCCAAGCCUGGCCCAGCUUCGGCAUCAGCAGACUGUUCAUCAUGGAUGCAGGUCACUGAGACUCCUUGCACUUCAACCGCAACCCAGACGGCCACUGUCACAUCGUACACCACCACCUUGGCCAAUGCCUACCCCGGGCUCAAGAAGAUGAAGCGCGAGGAGAUCGAGGCUCGCCAGGCCUUGACCACCACUGCUGCUGCCCCGGUCUGCACGCCAAAGCAAAACCGCCCAAGCAGCAUGCCGGCCUACGCUGAAACUGGCUGCAAGAGCACCAUCGGAACACUCGUUCCCACGGCGCGCUACUCGUCUGCCUGCUCCUGUGACGGCAUCACCGCCACAACCACCACGCUGGCUACUCCGGUUACCACCAUCACUGUCACGACCACCGUUGAGGCUGCCUUCACGCCUACGGCCACACCCACGGCAUUUGUCCUGCAAGGUUCCGGUGACCGGAGCCUGUACGUGACAGUCGAUGGCCAAGGCGCGCUCCGCCUCGUCCGCGAUGCGUCAGUCGCCACACCAUUCUACGUCGACAAGGCCGGACAGAUGCGCAAUUUGAACAGCCCGGACAAGGUCCUCGUGGACUACUACCAGCCCGAUCCUGCCACGGCCAACGACAAGGUUUACAGCGACUUGCAGGGUACCGGAAACUACCCCAUCACUUGCUCAUACACCGGUCGCUCUGACGGUGCGUACUACGGCAAUUGCCAAUCGAGCGGCUCUCCUACUGGAAACCCUGUUGUCUACGGCUUCGGAUACUGCCCGAACCAGGGCGGAUAUGUCUACAUGAUCCCCAACAACUCGAACGUUCGCUGUGCUGGAGGUUAUGCUUUCCUUGGCUUCUGCCUGCAGGCAUACACCAAGGCCUAAAGAAUUUAGGAGCUAAUUGGUUGUGUUUUCUAUUCUCAAAGAAGACAGUUCGUAUGAGACUGUUCUUCUCAAACAACUUCUUUACUCAAAGAGGCUAUUAGCCUUCAACUUUUCCCUAAUUCAUAGCUUUUGAUAGUUCGUCGUGGCGUUCCAAAUUCCAAUUCAUUACAAGUUUAAAAGGUUCACCUUGACACGUGUUUAAAGCAGUGAUGAUGCACGGUGUACAGUAUCAUGUUGUUCGAAAUAUUGGUCUAAUGUCGAAAGUUUUGAUGAAGGAUUCAUUUGCCUGCCUGUCCUCGAGUCUGUACGCUAAGCCAC
Colletotrichum acutatum is the source of this 1417-nucleotide messenger RNA. RefSeq lists its product as uncharacterized. The transcript has a single exon. NCBI's taxonomy places the organism in Eukaryota, Fungi, Ascomycota, Sordariomycetes, Glomerellales, Glomerellaceae. The record is from RefSeq and is a predicted model, not a curated record. The coding region runs from base 98 to 1099 and encodes 333 amino acids.